Molecule: messenger RNA, 1434 nt
Organism: Oncorhynchus kisutch (coho salmon)
Lineage: Eukaryota; Metazoa; Chordata; Actinopteri; Salmoniformes; Salmonidae
Gene: spmap2
Product: sperm microtubule associated protein 2
Exons: 8
Coding region: 603-1310 (235 amino acids)
Biological process (GO): spermatogenesis
Source: RefSeq, a predicted model, not a curated record
UUCUAUGGGUGUUGCACGUUCGUAAAUUCAUCCGUUAUUCAGCGUUCUGGGACAAACGAGAGUGCUCUGAAAUUGGAGUAGAUAACCAGAGUUCAUUUACGAACGCACCCGAGAGUGCUCUGAAAUCUGAGUAGAUUGCCACAAUGAAUAUACAAGCGCACCCCUACUCCGAUUUCAGUACCAGAACGCAGAAUAACUACCUAUUGAAUUUAUGAACUGUUGAAUAUUACAGGUAUCAGGAAAAAAACGUUAUUAAAUUGUUGCCAACAGCGCAGUUACAGUCACCAACUCUCUAGAUGACAUGAAAACAGCUUAACCUGCUCUGCUAGCGCGAGUUAAAUGGUUAGAGUGAGGUGUUCUCUCAUUUAUGUCUGGAAGUAACUAGCAAGCUAGCCAACUUUAGCCAGUUAUCUUGGGUGCUCGACUGCCAUUGUGAGGUCAGAACGCUCGGAUCAACCCUACUCCUCGGCCAGAGCGUCAACUGUGCGCUCUGAAUUUACGAACGAACAAUCUGACAUUUCUCUCAAUUUACGAACGCACAGAGCGCGUUUACGAACACACCCCAAGUUGAUCGCGAGGCAGCGGCAGCAGCUCACGUAUCCAUGGCUACCCGGAUGGUGCAACUCGCUCAGCCCAAACCCAGCCUGCUCCGAUUCCCUGACCGACGGUCAGUCUACUGGCUAGAUGAACUCCCACCUGAAAGAAAUGGCUCCACCACCACGUUUGAGUUGACUCCCCACUGGUCCCAGCUGUGUGGCAGGAAGCGGCUUAAUUCUGGGUUUGAACAGAGCAGGUUAUCUCCCCAAUGGGAGGUCAGUGUAGCAGCUUUGAGUGCCUAUCCAUCCAAUAGACUGUGUUCUCUGGCUUUGCCCCGCCUCCCCACCAUAGGCUGGGAACCUGACCGCCCCCUACUGGCCUCCCUGAGCAGAGCGGUGCAGACUGCAGUAGCCAGUCCUAGGGUCUGCCAGUUGGCCUGUCCCAAGCGGAGGCAGGGUCUCUAUUCGUCCAAGACCUCACUGGCACCCCCCCACCCAGCUGUAACCUCCUCCCGACUACAGCUCCUUGCCCUCCCUAAGUCUGACCACCCCCAGUAUGCCCAGGACCGUCCAGUCAUCUGGCCAGUGCCUGGGCCAGUGAGGAAGGCAGUAGCCAGUGAGAGGGUGCAGGUCCUUUCACGGCCCAAUCAGCGGAAGGCGCUGUUCCAAGGCUACAACCCGUACACGGUUACCCUAGCUGCACGCUCCGCUAGCGCCUCGCCGCGCCUACAGGAGCUUUGUCUGCCCCUGCCGCGGAAAUGCAAGGGCAAAUAGACGAAUGCAUCUCAUCUCACACCUCUACAGUACCCCCAGCCGCCUCUUCUUCAGAUACUCUUUUCUCCUGUACAGCAUGUCCCUGAUCACCACUGCUCCAUAAUAAAGACCCUCUAUGAUCUCA